Peronospora matthiolae is the source of this 1404-nucleotide messenger RNA. The record is from the annotation of a GenBank genome assembly. Lineage: Eukaryota; Oomycota; Peronosporomycetes; Peronosporales; Peronosporaceae.
AUGCGAUGCGCGAGCAAGGCCGCCGAGAGCGCGUCCGCACGUCUCUGCGCUCGUCAUGAAGACACUCAUGUCUUCACAGAGUAUGAGAUCGGUGUCUCAUACUCUCCCGAUACGGAAGAUGGAUCUGCAUCGAAGGCGGUUCAAAUCAAGCCGCCUGCCAAGCGUGGCAUGGAUGAUGCUAUGCGUCGUAGCAUCUUUGGUUCAUCUGACGAAUCAGAUGAACCAUCACCGAAGCGAAGGCGCUCGAGGUCGCAAGACUCGGGCGCUGACAGUGGUGUCGGUUCUCCUAUGGACACCACUCCGCAACGAGGUGCCAGUACUUCUGUCGGCACGUCGCAGGAAGAGCGGGAUCGCAAUGUCUUGCGUCUCGCUCCCGAGAAGAAGGCGUGGAUGCCUCCUAAAUCCGUCAUGGAUCACUUGUCGGCGACGACGAGUGAUCGUUAUCGAACACGAUUUGGGAAUCACAAACGUGAUGGUCCCUCACUACUUCAGGCGUGGAACGCCUACAUCCAUAACCUCGAGGAUGUAGGUCGUGACGCUUGGAACGACAAACUUAUCAAAGCUCGUGAUAAGUUUGAAAAGCGAACCCCGACAGGUGCACGCUACAAGCUGCAUCGUCUGUCAAGGGAGAAAGGAUUACCCUGCCUCUCUUGGGGAGACUCGUGCCCAUGUUGUGUGAACAACUCUGCACGAGCACCUAAGGAGGCUUACCUCCUUACCAGCCCGUGGUGGCGCGUACGUAUCUCUAUUGAGAUGUACGAAGGGAUUGACAACCUGAAAUCCCUUUACGACCGUGCCGGGAAGACUUUCUCCGGCGGUCCUUCUGCGGCACAGGAUGUGCCGCGUCGUACUGCUCGACCGGACCCAGUGCGUCAGCCGUCAGUUGGGAGCGGGGCUCCCAAGUAUCCCAGGACGGGGGAUAGCCGCGCCACCGGACGAGAUAGCUCGUCCGACAUCCGUUCACGUCGCGGUGGUUCAACAGCUGCUCAACUAGAUAGCGCUGGCCACCGCGAGAGUCCUCUAAUGGAGGUGGAGGAGGAGGGAAGACGCUCUCCUGACAAUCGUGGGGAAGCGUGUGUUUCCGAGAGCUUCUUUGAUCUCGUAACGCAAGCGUUACGCGGCGAUCUCGAGCAUGAGCGGGACAGGCGUCUCCAACUGGCGGACACUGUCUUGAAGCAUCAAGCUGAGUUUGCCUUUGCUCAGCUUGAGAACGAGAGAGCUCUGACAUCUCUGCGUGACGAGUUAAGGGUAGCUCGUGUGGAUAUCGACCGGUCUCGGGCUGAGAUAACUGCUCUUCAGACCCUUGUCGAUGCCCACCAUCGGGAGCACAAGGCUCUCUGCGAGAUGCUUGAGCGCAAGGGCGUUCUUCAUCGGAAGAAGCAGCGUACUGAUGGUACGGCUUAA